Molecule: messenger RNA, 1602 nt
Organism: Patiria miniata (bat star)
Lineage: Eukaryota; Metazoa; Echinodermata; Asteroidea; Valvatida; Asterinidae
Product: quinone oxidoreductase-like protein 2 homolog
Cellular component (GO): mitochondrion
Molecular function (GO): oxidoreductase activity
Source: RefSeq, a predicted model, not a curated record
CGGAAAUCAUAAACGUGCGGACAGCGUACUGCUGCUGCAGUUGCUUUGUACACGAUCAAAAAUGAAGUCGAUAAAAAUCUGAAAAAGUAAACAUGUUCCAGCGAGGUGCUCUGGUUGCAAUGGCUGCUUUCCGCUGCCCACCUGAAGUUCUUCUUCGAUCAGCUGCUAGAGGCAAGACCGUUUGCGGAGCUCCUCUACUUACAAGUAGCACCAUUGGUCUUCGCAAUGUAGCUGGCGUCCGACAUACCCACAGGGCGGCAGUGUGUAAUGAAUUGGGGAAACCCCUGACCAUCAGCCAGGUACCGAGUAUCGACAGCCUAUCAGAUGGACAGGUGCGCGUGGCCAUCCAUACUUGUGGGGUCAAUUUCUCGGACAUUCUGACAGUGGCCGGUCAAUACCAAGUCAAGCCACCGCUACCAUUCACACCAGGAAAUGAAGUUGCAGGAGAGGUCCUAGAAGUAGGUGAGGGUGUGACUGCCGUCAAGAAGGGAGAUCGUGUGGCGGGAUGUUUAGCCAUGGGAUCUGGCUUUUCUGAAGAAUGCGUGGCUUAUGAAGAUGAUUUGUUUCAAAUCCCAGACUCCAUGGGUUACGAGGAGGCUGCAGCUCUGCCCGUGUCUUACGGCACGGCGUGGAUGGGGCUGACCCGACGGGCCAACACCCAGCCUGGUGAGACUGUUCUAGUGACUGCAGCUGGUGGUGUGGGCUUGGCAUCAGUGGACCUGGCUUCCCAUGUGAUUGGUGCUAAGGUUAUCGGUGCCGCCGGGGGACCAGAGAAAUGCAAGCUGGUUACCGACAAGGGAGCUGUGGCUGUGAUUGACUACAAGCAGGACAGCAUGCGAGAGAAGACUAAAGAACUGACCAAGGGACGAGGAGCUAACGUGAUCAUGGAUGCCGUGGGAGGGGAUGUAUUCAAAGAAUGCUUGAGAUGCAUCUCCUGGGAGGGUCGUCUGGUCGUCAUCGGCUUUGCCAGCGGCGACAUCCCCAAGAUUCCCGCCAACCUCCUACUGGUCAAGAACGUAUCGGCCGUGGGUCUGUUCUGGGGGAACUACCGCUUGAACGACCCGCCCAGGAGCCGUCAGUCGGUGGAGGAUUGUAUCGGGUUCUUCAAGGAGGGCAAGAUCAGACCUCAUGUCUGUAAGACCUUCCCGCUAGACAAGGUCAACGAAGCAUUCCAGUUUGUCUUGUCGAGGAAAUCGACGGGCAAAGUUGUUGUGACGAUGAGGAGCUGAGUGCAUCCCGGAGCUGUUACGAGGGGGCGUGGCCCAGAGUGGGCGGGCCGGGCAGGGCGGGGCCGGCCAGGGCGUGGCCAAACAGAGUCAUUCUCUACCCAGUCUGUGCCUCGCGAGGCAAAAGUAGAUAUAAAUUAUAUAGAAUUUUUUUAUGAAUGAAAGUGGAAAUUUUAUAAAAAUUUCUCAAGGUUUUCAUUCAUGAGAGCAUUAAAAAAAUUGCUUCAGUAUCAUGUUGUUUAAACCUUGGGCUUUACCCAUCGCUAAUAUCAAUACCUUUUGAUUCAGUCUUGCGGAAAUUAAGGUUUUUUUAAGAGUAUCUUAACAAAAUUUGUAAAGGAAUAAUAUAUUAAACAAGUGAAAACUCGAGGUUGAA